CCCUCUGUGGGUGUGACAAGGUUGGCUCCAUCCCAGCUUACAUCUGCAUAACACACACUGAAUUGUUACUCUUAACAAAAGUUUCAGUUCCUGAAGCAGACAGGCUUCAAAACAGACUCGGAGAUCAACAACUCUCUAGCAAGGUGCCAUACAUGGUUCUGGUCGAGGCAGGACGACAAAAGGAAAGAAGUAACUAUGUCUGGCAAUGAAAAAUGGGCCAUCCUCAGCCCAGAUGACUUUUCCCAAUUACAGAAGUAUAUUGAAUAUUCCAACAAGAAGCUAGAAGAUGUUCUCAAGGAAUUUUAUGGAGGUGGAGUUUUCCAAAAACACCGUCAGGGGGAGUAUGUUGAUUUUGAGGGAUUUCGAUUAUUUAUGCGAACAUAUCUGGAUCUUGAAGAAGCUCCCAGUGAUCUUUGCAGGCAGCUGUUUAUGUUUUUUCAGACCAAAUCACCUGACCCUGGACAACAUACAAAGGUGGACAUCAAUAAGCCAGUUACUGGCCUAGUUUGUAUGAAGGAUGUAUCCUGCUACCUCUCCCUUCUGGAAGCUGGACGCCCAGAGGACAAACUGGAAUUUACGUUUAAAUUAUAUGAUAAGGAUGGUAAUGGCCUUUUGGACAGCUCCGAGGUAGACCGGAUUAUCACACAGAUGAUGCAUGUAGCAGACUAUCUAAGAUGGGAUGUAACAGAACUCAAACCAAUUCUCCAGGAGAUGAUGAAAGAGAUUGACUAUGAUGGGAAUGGCACUGUCUCUUUGGAGGAGUGGAUCAGGGGUGGCAUGACCACCAUCCCCCUUCUUGUGUUACUUGGUCUGGAAGUGGACAUAAAAGAUGAUGGACAGCAUGUGUGGCGGAUGAAACAUUUUAACCGGCCGGCAUAUUGCAACCUGUGCCACAGUCUGUUGGUGGGCCUGCGAAAGCAGGGCUUGUGCUGUACAUUUUGUAAAUAUACGGUGCAUGAACGCUGUGUUCAGAAAGUUACAACAGCCUGCAUUAGCACCUAUGCUAAAUCUAGGAAGGAUGCAAAUAUCCAGAAGCAUGUGUGGGUGGAAGGCAACUGUGAGGCCAGAAAGUGUGAGAUGUGUCAAAAGAAGAUUAAAUCAUUCCAGGGCCUCACUGGACUGUGCUGUGUCUGGUGUCAUAUGAAGAUCCACAACAACUGUCAGUCUCAAGUCCGUGAAAACUGUGACUGUGGUAUUUUAAAAGAUCACAUUCUUCACCCAUCUUCCAUAUGUCCCAUUAUUCUGGAGCGUCAGGACAGCCAGAGGAAUGGUUCUAUGAGUUCACAGAAUGAAGAUACAAGCCAGCUCUCCAGCACUACACCAGAUGGCAAGGUUCUUCGGGUCACGCCAGUUUCAGAUACACACCCGCUGCUGGUGUUUGUCAAUCCUAAGAGUGGAGGCAAGCAAGGUGAAAGGGUACUUCGAAAAAUGCAAUACCUUCUGAAUCCUAGACAAGUCUUCAACCUUUCAAAGGGAGGUCCAGCACCUGGACUUCACUUUUUUCGGGAUUUAACAAAUUAUCGGAUCUUGGUAUGCGGUGGAGAUGGUACUGUGGGAUGGAUACUGGAUGCCAUUGACAAGGCUAAUCUUCCUGUCCGGCCUCCUGUGGCAGUCCUUCCGCUGGGGACUGGGAAUGAUCUGGCUCGUUGCCUGCGAUGGGGGGGAGGCUAUGAUGGUGAGGACCUUAAAAAGAAUCUGAAGGACAUUGAGGCCAGUACCACAGUGCUGAUGGACAGAUGGAGCAUCAAAGUGACUCCAGAUAAUCCAGAUGAAAAGGGGGACCCAGUGCCAUAUGAGAUCAUCAACAACUACUUUUCCAUUGGUGUUGAUGCCUCCAUCGCACACAGGUUUCAUGUAAUGAGGGAAAAAUAUCCAGAAAAAUUCAACAGCAGAAUGAAGAACAAAUUGUGGUACUUCGAAUUUGCCACCUCAGAAACCAUAUCCGGGACAUGCAAGAAACUUAAAGAGUACAUAUCACUUGAGUGUGGUGGUGUUCCAAUUGACCUAAGCACUUAUUCAUUAGGAGGACUUGCUGUAAUCAACAUUCCCAGCAUGCACGGUGGGUCCAACUUGUGGGGAGAAAUAAAAAGAACUUUUGGAGAUAUUUAUAGCCCCUCCACUCAGAAGGAACAGCCCGAAGUCAUCACUGAUCCAGAAAUCCUGAAAUGCUGUGUGCAAGAUCUCAGUGACAAGCGAUUAGAAGUGGUAGGGCUGGAGGGAGCCAUUGAGAUGGGCCAGAUUUAUACAGGACUAAAGAGUGCAGGAAGACGACUGGCAAAGUGUUCUGACAUCACAAUUAGGACCAAGAAGCAUCUUCCAAUGCAGAUUGAUGGAGAACCAUGGAUGCAGCCACCAUGCCUUAUAAAGAUAACUCACAAGAACCAGGCACCAAUGAUGAUGGCUCCUCCUCCACGAUCAUCCAGCUUCUUCUCCCUCAAGAAAAGCGGUCAAGAAUCUUAGCACCUCUAUGAUUCCCAUGGUGCUUCAAUAAUGUGCCAAGAUCAUUAUGGCCAAAGGGACCAUACUGUCCCUGUCCAGCCAACUCCUCCCUGCCUCUAAUAGGAUUUUCAUUGCAGAAUGAUGGUUCUGGUUUUAACUAAUUGAUCUACCAUUGCACUACUGUUUUGAUACAUCCCUAGUAUAGAGUACAUAUUUUUAUUACUUUAAGGACUGGUUUUAAUGUUGUUUUAAAUUUCCUUGGUAAUCUACAUACAGUGUUCACCCUUCAGUUUAACUUUCAUUCUGCCGCAUAAUGGAACCCAACUGAUCCACGAUGACCCCACCAUAUUCAGACCACUGUGGGGAUAAACUCCUUAAUAGGCUUCUUGCAGGCAGCGCUGCUUGUGUGGAUGGACAGUAAUGGUUGGGGUGCAUGAUUUGUGGUUUUGCAGUGGUUCAAGCUUUUUUAGACUCUUCAAUGUCUCAGUCCUGGUCCUUCUGGUACUGGAUUUGUGGAACUGGAGAAACAAAACAACUACUGCCUCUGAGCUAUAGAGAUGAGUCUAUCUGCAGUACAUUCACAGCCCAUUGCAAACUCCAUCAUAAUCAAGUAUGGGAGCCAGGUUUGGGGUUUAGACUCAGAUGACCGCUACAGUGUACUCCCCCCCCCCCUCCCCAGAACCAGUGACUCAGGCAUGAAGCUCCCCAGAACCAGUGACUCAGGCAUGAACACAGAGGCUAAACUUACCAUUUAUUUCCUCAUCAAAUUAUGACUCUUCAUUUGAUAUUUAAAUACAGAGGCAGGUAGCAGGCAGGAGGGAGUAUUAUCCCCUCUCCCAAAAAAAGUUCCUGGUUGAAUUGAUGAACGUUGGCUUCUCAGUAGUUAUGAUAAGGCGGCAGACACCUGACACUGUGUUUGGGUUAUAGGGGAUAGGGAGGUUGAAGUGCUCCACCAAAAAAUUGAGUUAAGUCUUCUGCUGGGGCUAACUCCUGGUACCAUUCCACCUCACUGUGGAAACUGUAUAUAGAUAUUAAACUUAUUAUAAAACUGUCGGUUGUGGAUAUUAAGGGGAAAAUGUAUUUAUUGUAUUAUGCUCUGAUAUGUAUCAUUCUGUCCACUGGUCAGGGAUACCUAUAAGUGCUUUGUUUUAAUAAAGGAUUUUUAAACACAUGAA
Molecule: messenger RNA, 3614 nt
Organism: Protopterus annectens (West African lungfish)
Lineage: Eukaryota; Metazoa; Chordata; Ceratodontiformes; Protopteridae
Gene: DGKA
Product: diacylglycerol kinase alpha
Exons: 24
Coding region: 196-2460 (754 amino acids)
Biological process (GO): diacylglycerol metabolic process; lipid phosphorylation; intracellular signal transduction
Cellular component (GO): plasma membrane
Molecular function (GO): ATP-dependent diacylglycerol kinase activity; calcium ion binding
Source: RefSeq, a predicted model, not a curated record